Molecule: messenger RNA, 837 nt
Organism: Entrophospora sp. SA101
Lineage: Eukaryota; Fungi; Glomeromycota; Glomeromycetes; Entrophosporales; Entrophosporaceae
Source: the annotation of a GenBank genome assembly
AUGUCAAAAUACGGAAUGACAUUGGAAGAUAAGUUUGGAAAAUUUACUGUAGAUGAACAUGGAUGUAAUUCUACAAAAAAUAUAGAAAAUUUGCAAUUGAUUGUUCAAAUGAUAGGUGGAAAUUCUAUAUUGAAAACAGAUGAAAGUUUUUAUGCUCAUAUGUUGUUUACAUCUUUUGAAGCUCAAAAAACUAUAUUAAAUGAAAUUAAUCUAGUAAUCCUAAUGAUUAUCAAGAUCACCAACAAUGACAACAAAAAUAAUGAUACUAAUAACUGGAUUCAAUUUGGCAAACGUAUUUUUAAUUCCAUGAAAACAAUUCAUCAAAUUAUUCAUCAAAUCAUGGCAAAAGACUUGAAAGAAGCUGAAAAAAAUAAUUUGAAUUUUGUUAGCAUAUCAUUGGACCUUUUGGAGAUUGAAUAUACAUUUAAUAAAUUUAAAUUUUUAGGCAUUAACAACACAGAUUGUUACGCUUUUCAAUUGGAGAAAGAUGAAAUUACAAAAAAUUUGAGCGAUAUCAUCAAUAAGAUAUCUAAGAUAUCUACAAGCAUCACGAAUUCCAAACCCAUUAAUAAUCAUGUCACUACAAAAGCAGAAAUGUUUUGUAAAGAUAUUGAAACUUAUCAAAAACUUAUCAAUCAAAAACUUUUUGCAAAAAUAGAAAACCUUGAUGUAAUAUUGAGACAACUUUUUAAUGAAACAGUUACAAAUAUUUUAGCUGUUUACCAUAUUUCUAAAUUUAAAUUUGUUGGAAUUAUUGGUGACGAAGAUAAAGAUGAAAAUUUUGACAAAGAAUUGCUUGCUAUUGGUGAUAACAAACUAAUUACUGAAAGAUUUUGA